AAAAGCCAUCUAGUGGAAGAAAAUAAACUUACUUUUUUAAGAGCUGUUGUUUAACGUCCUUUCCGAUGAAUAAUACAAAGUCAUGAAAAGUUAAUUUCUUAUGAAAGACAGCAAUGUUCAAAAGCCUCAGAGUUAAAGGAUUAAUGCUCUAUACAGUGGAUCAAAGUGUUCCUUAAAGAUUUUCAGACUUGGAUGAAGUAAAAAAAUGGCGUUCGAUGUUUAAUUCAGAAGAAUGUCCUUUCAUCUUUCCACAAGUCGAUUAUUAGUUUAUAAAUUCUAAAAGGACAUUUGCAAUGUCUGUUGGUUACUUCGACCCAAAUAGUUGGGAAUCUUUACUCAGUCUUGGUACUGCCUUCAAUUACAGCGAUUUUAGUAGCUUACAAAACAGCUAUGGAAGUAUCGAAGAAGUGUCAGCUAAGAAGUGUAUACAUCAAACAAGAUCUCUGGAAGAUAACCAAUCUUUGUCACCAACAUUGUCCAACACUUCCGCUGUUACACAAGAAAAUAGAAUAAGUACAUCGGACAAAACUAAUGAACAAAAUCAGCAACUUAAACCAGAGGGAGAAUCUAGAGAGAUAAAAUACAAAUUACGUCCGCGUUCGAUUCAAAAUAGGAAAGAAAUAGAAAACAAGAGAUUCAACAAAAAGGAACCUAAGCUUAAACAGAAGCCACCACCCUUAAGCAAGUAUCGCAGGCGCACAGCCAAUGCACGGGAAAGGUUUAGAAUGGAUAAAAUGAAUCAAGCCUUCGAGCAACUUCGUCUAGCGAUUCCAAAGUUCCCCAGCGUGAGCUCUAAGCUGACGAAGAUCAAAACGCUCCAGCUGGCUGUUCACUAUAUCGCUGCUUUGUCAGAUGUUUUGCACAAAAGUGAUGCUAAUGAAAAGCAGGAGGCUGUGGGCGGAUUAUCACUAUCAAUCGACCCAUUAGAGAUGAACCUGAACCUUGACAGCGAUGAUUGUGAUUUGACAGUUGGAGACUUAAACGUACUAUUAGAAUCCGAUGAAAGUACUAUGGAUUACAACACUGAAUUUGAGUUCAUCUAGUUUGAGUAGUACUUCCCUUUUUUUUUAUCGCAAUAUGUGUCAAAUUUUGAAAUCUUUUUAUAGGUUUGUAGGAAUAUUAAAAAAGUAUAAUAACAACAACCAUUGGUCAGUUUUCCAAAAGAAACAUUUUUCGCGCCUUAUUAAUAAAAUCUUUAUAAAUGAAAAAUUCACAAAA
Limulus polyphemus (Atlantic horseshoe crab) is the source of this 1218-nucleotide messenger RNA. Its product is annotated as helix-loop-helix protein delilah-like. The coding region runs from base 294 to 1043 and encodes 249 amino acids. Lineage: Eukaryota; Metazoa; Arthropoda; Merostomata; Xiphosura; Limulidae. The record is from RefSeq and is a predicted model, not a curated record. The transcript is spliced from 2 exons. Gene Ontology annotation, molecular function: protein dimerization activity.